This is a messenger RNA of Bradysia coprophila, 558 nucleotides long. RefSeq names its product NADH dehydrogenase (ubiquinone) MLRQ subunit (gene ND-MLRQ). The record is from RefSeq and is a predicted model, not a curated record. Gene Ontology annotation, cellular component: respiratory chain complex IV. Lineage: Eukaryota; Metazoa; Arthropoda; Insecta; Diptera; Sciaridae.
UUUGCUGUCAAUCGUCGUUGUGGCCAUUUUUCCGUCGAAAAUUUUUUCUCACAUUCGUGCUGAACUAAUAGAAGUGGUGUUACCAUUACUUAUUUACUGAAAACAGAAGAUCCGGAAUAUCAGUCAACAUGCAGGGAAUGAGCAUUGCUUCGCUGAAAAAGCAUCCGGCUUUGAUUCCACUAUACGUUUGUACCGCUGUCGGAAUGGCCGGUGCCCUGUAUUAUACAAUCCGAUUGGCCACCCGUAACCCAGAUGUCGCAUGGGAUCGCAGCAAAUUGUCAAAUGAGGCAUACCGAAACAAACAAUACAAGUUUUAUUCUCCCAUCAGAGAUUAUUCGAAUAUUGACAGCCCAGCCCCAAAAUAUGAAAAGUAAAUUAUCCAAAGUUGUGUAGCAGCACCAUAGUCGUUGUCAGUGUAAUAGAGAUGCAAAGGAACUACAAUUUACGUUGGUGCAUAGCUUAUCGUUCAUUUCUGAUAUGAAAAUUCAAUGAAAUUCUUAAAUUAAUUUUCUUUUUUGUGAAAGAUCCAUAAUGAAUACAAAAAUUGUGAAAACAUAA